Messenger RNA from Acaulospora morrowiae, 624 nucleotides. NCBI's taxonomy places the organism in Eukaryota, Fungi, Glomeromycota, Glomeromycetes, Diversisporales, Acaulosporaceae. The record is from the annotation of a GenBank genome assembly.
AUGGCAAAUAGCUCUGAUAAUCAACUUGUAGAAAUCUUUAAAUGGUCCAUUCUUGCUUACUUGAUGAGGGAUGGGUUUAUAGCAUACGCCGCAGGUGCUAUUUUAAGCCCAUUUAUAAUUGCUGGGGUAAUAUCAAAAUUAGGAUUCGGUAAAUCUGGUAUUAUAGCCGGAUCCAGUGCAGCACGGAUGAUGGCAUUAUAUAAUGGAUAUGUUCCCGCCGGUAGUAUUGUGUCAACUUUCCAAUCUGUUGGUGCCGCCGGUUUAGGUUUAGGAGGAAUUGUUGUUGUAGGUUUAGGAGGUGUAGCAGUUGCUAUUGCAAUAAAAAAAGGGUUACAGGAAUUAGAAACUUUUCUUACCGUUACAUGCGAAAAUAAUGAGUAUCCAAUGGUGAUUUUUGAUAUCAAUGUUAAGAGCAACGAGGAUAAAAAGCUACUAUCAAUUUUUAAUGGAUUUGUCUUUGCACAGAAACUUACCGAAAAAAGAGUUAGACACUUCGAAUUUCUUAUUGGAGAAGGAUCAGAUAUUUUGCGGAACCUUUUGGCUGAUAAAUAUGGUAUGGAUGCUUUAACUUUGACGCAAAAUGGCUUCCUUCUUAUUCUGAGAGAUUUUAGUAGCAAAAUCUGA